This is a messenger RNA of Ostrea edulis (European flat oyster), 1155 nucleotides long. RefSeq lists its product as uncharacterized. The transcript has 2 exons. NCBI's taxonomy places the organism in Eukaryota, Metazoa, Mollusca, Bivalvia, Ostreida, Ostreidae. Gene Ontology annotation, molecular function: protein binding. The record is from RefSeq and is a predicted model, not a curated record. The coding region runs from base 215 to 1084 and encodes 289 amino acids.
GUUCCACUUAUUGUAACUGUCAAUGGAAUAUCGAGAAUAAAGGCUUCUGUGUGUAGUUUCAUUUGGGGACUAGUGCCAAAAUAUACUUCUUCUGGGAAGUAAAUCUUAGGUGAGGUUCCUCAUUAAUAUUUGAUGACAAAAAUAUAAACCACUUUGUCCUAUUUACCUGUGUAAGUAUUUACUGAUAAGAAGCAUUGUCCGGUCAUUGACUAAGAUGGUUCUGAUUCUGUCCGUGGUUUUACUGGGCUAUUUGUCUGGUACUUGUGCCGGUCUUAAGGAUCUACAAACCGAAAAUGAAGACUUGUCAUUGCGAGAAUUAGUACUGGAACUGAAGAACACCAUAUCAUACCAGAACAGGAGAAUUACAAUACUUGAGGACAGAGCACGAGCAUUAGAAAACGUGAACGGAAAUCAGUCAAAAGAUAUCGCAGUACUUACACAGAAGAUGAAGGAACAAGAGGAGAAGAAUUUGAAUUUGAUUAAGAUGAAAAGCGUAUGUGAAGAAAACGCGAGGAAAUUCGAAAAUCUCUUCGGUUUCUCUAAAACGUUGGUAGGAGGACAGGCCUCGGAGCUGUAUACUUCUUCCAUCCUCCCGACCGUGACUCACACACCCGAUUACUCAUCAUUGUUUAGAAAAGAAAGACUGCUGGUAUCACAGGGACCAUCGUCACAGUCGUCAGAGACCACGGUAGCUUUCUACGCUUACCUAACUCAAAAAAUUCCUAGUCCAAGUGCACACUUUGUUUUGACCUUUGACACCGUGAUUACAAAUGUUGGAAACGGUUUCCAUCAUCAUUCCGGAAUUUUCAUCGCUCCUCGUACUGGAACUUAUGCAUUCACUUGGUCCUUUAGGAUUCAAAACGAUGCGCAUAUGUCCACUGAGCUUAUUGUCAACGAUUUAGCUGUAGGUGCCAUUUAUUUCGACGCGGCAGGUGGUGUUGGUGGAAACAAGGCCGGAACGGUGGUUGUCCAUGUUGACCAAGGUGAUGAUGUAUUUGUUCGAACGACCAGUUUCAACAAUCUUGGGGACAUUAUAAGUGAUCAUAUAGGUAGAUCUUAUUUUGCUGGUUGGAUGAUUGGUUAGAUGGCAUCUUGGACGUCCAUUCAACCAAUGGGUUAGUUACUGAAGAUCAAUAAAUCGCAUGUACGAUGAAA